GAAACGCAUAAAAAAUCCAUAUAAGACGGCAGACAGAAUGACCUUCUUUGAGGAAAAUGGUGAAUUUCCUUUCCACUACAAAAUAGCAAAUUGGGUGAAGUCUAACCGCCACAUUAGAACAAGAGAUACUGACGUUGGUUUGUACACACCAUGGGCUAAAGAAGAAGACCAACUUCACAUUGACCCCAACAAUAUAACAUGGGAUGAAGACGAUAAUACGAAGCUGGAGUCUCGAUGUGUGGACUCUUGUUUGCCCGGAUACAGAAAAAAGCCAAAAUCUUCAAUCCACUCUUGCUGCUAUGACUGUGUCCCAUGUUCAAGAGGCCAGAUAUCCAAGACAGACAGCGAGAACUGUAUCAAUUGCCCAGAGGAAGAAUGGCCCAAUGAGAAGAAAGAUCGGUGUAUUCCAAAACUCCCUGAAUUCCUUUCCUACACUGAUGGCAUUUCUAAAGUAUUCCUAACAGUUUCUAUUUUACUCUGCAUUGUGACUGUUUUAAUAAAAGGGAUUUUUAUUUCCUAUAUGAACACCCCCAUCGUGAAAGCCAAUAACAGAUACCUGAGUUUCGUUCUCCUUGUCUCCAUCUUGUUGAGCUUCCUCUGUGUGUUCCUGUUCCUGGGCCAGCCACUGGAUAUAACCUGUAUACUGCGUGUCACAACAUUUGGAGUCAUCUUCUCCAUAGCCAUCUCCUCUCUUCUUGCUAAAACAAUCAUGGUUUACAUCGCUUUCAAAGCCACCAAACCUGGCAGCUACUGGAGGAAAUGGAUGGGAAGCAAACUGGCCAAGUCCAUAGUAUCAGUGUGUUCAUCCAUUCAAGUAUUAAUAUGCAUUACUUGGUUGUCCUCUUCCCACCCUUUUCAGGAAAUGGACACUUACUCUUAUCAGGACAAGAUCAUUAUUCAGUGUAAUGAAGGGUCAGUUAUCGGGUUCUACUCUGUGUUGGGUUAUAUGGGGUUUCUGGCAGCUGUGAGUUUUGUUCUGGCUUUCAUGGUGAGGACAUUACCGGACAGUUUUAAUGAAGCCAAACACAUCACAUUCAGCAUGCUGGUGUUCUGCAGUGUCUGGAUUGCCAUGAUCCCGGCCUAUCUGAGCACCAGAGGGAAAUACAUGGUGGCUGUGGAGAUAUUCACCAUAUUGACCUCAGGUGCUGGACUUCUAAGCUGUAUAUUUUUUCCAAAAUGUUUCAUUAUAUUAUUUAAACCUGAAUUGAAUACACAAUCACGUUUACUUGAUAGCAGAAAUAGACAUGAGCAUGGUAACUACUUCUAAGGAUCAGUUUAUAUAUGUUUUUACACAAGAUUCACAUUGCUUUCACCCAAAUCUACUGAGAUUCAAAUGAAAAAUUGUGUUAAUCCUGGAUGAAAGUUGUGUAAAUCUUGUGUGAUUUUUUUUUAAUACUAAGGUAAGUAGACGGCAAUGAAAUCUGGGGCUGAAAGUGGUUGAUGUUUUUUUGUUUAAAUUAAUGUCAUUGUUAUGUUGGUGUAUUCACUGUAGGGCAUUUGAUUAGUAGGUAGGCAGCUUCUGCAAGCCAAGCAGUUACUACAAUCACCCUGGUUUGUGUAUUCAAAACUCUGAUCUAGAAAUUGGAGAGCCAUACCAAUGUGUUUUACAAAAUUAAGCCACCAGUCACCAGAUUGUCAACCUUAUAUUUGGUUAAUCCUUGGUGAAGGGCAGGGGCGUUGUUAGGUCUACAAAAGAUCUAGGGCUAGAGCCCAUAGCAGUGAAGUAAAGAAAGUAAUACGCUUUACAUCAUGGUCCCCAGAGAGCUGCCCUCCAUACAUAAGGGUCUCCAGAGCCCUCCUUGUUACAUCAUGGUCUCCAAAGAGCCCCCUCUGUAUAUCAGGGUCCCCAGAGCCCUUCUUGUUACAUCAGGGUCCCCAGAGACCCCCCUCCUGACAUCAGGGUCCAUAGAGCCCUCCUUGUUACAUCAGGGUCCCCAGAAAGCCCUCCUUACUUGAGGGGCCCCAGAGAGCUGCCCCCUUUACAUCAGGGUACCCAGAGCUGCUCCUCCUCUAGCAUUUAAUAUAAGCCUCCUAAAGUUUCUUACCUUCUUUAAAUU
Messenger RNA from Rana temporaria (common frog), 2057 nucleotides. RefSeq names its product vomeronasal type-2 receptor 26-like. The transcript is spliced from 3 exons. Gene Ontology annotation, molecular function: G protein-coupled receptor activity. The record is from RefSeq and is a predicted model, not a curated record. The coding region runs from base 38 to 1267 and encodes 409 amino acids. Gene Ontology annotation, cellular component: membrane. NCBI's taxonomy places the organism in Eukaryota, Metazoa, Chordata, Amphibia, Anura, Ranidae. Gene Ontology annotation, biological process: G protein-coupled receptor signaling pathway.